AUGAGAGGAGCGAAGGCGGUUUUUCUCAUUUUGUUUUUCGGCCAUCUCUCCGCCUUACCCGACACUAUACGCAUUGGCGGUCUAUUUCACCCCGAGGAUGAUAAACAAGAGGUUGCGUUCCGAUACGCAGUGGAGAGGGUUAACGCCGACCGAGCGGUGUUGCCACGAGCGAAAUUACUGGCUCAGGUAGAAACAAUAUCGCCUCAAGAUAGUUUCCACGCUUCUAAAAGAGUGUGUCACCUACUUCGGAGCGGAGUGGCAGCUAUCUUCGGGCCACAAUCGGCGCCCGCCGCGGCGCACGUCCAAUCUAUAUGUGAUACAAUGGAACUACCCCACUUGGAAACCAGAUGGGACUAUCGAACGAGGCGGGAGUCCUGUCUAGUUAACUUAUAUCCACACCCAGCUGCACUUAGCAGAGCCUACGUAGACCUCGUCAGGGCCUGGGGGUGGAAGUCGUUUACCAUAGUAUACGAGAACAGUGAUGGCCUGGUCCGACUUCAAGAGUUAUUAAAAGCCCAUGGGCCAUCGGAAUUGCCUGUUGCGGUCAGACAACUGCCGGACUCACACGACUACAGGCCGCUAUUAAAGCAAAUUAAGAAUUCAGCUGAAUCCCACAUAGUUCUCGACUGCGCCACGGAUAGAAUAAGGGAUGUUUUGCAACAAGCGCAACAGAUUGGAAUGAUGUCGGAUUACCAUAGCUAUCUUAUAACCUCCUUAGACCUUCAUAGCGUAGACUUGGAAGAAUUUAAAUAUGGCGGCACAAAUAUCACGGCACUAAGAUUACUUGAUCCUGAAAGAGCUGAAGUGCAAAGAGUAGUCCGAGAUUGGGUUUAUGACGAAGCGAGAAAGGGAAGAAAAUUACAACUGGGACACACUUCAGCUAAGACCGAGACAGCUCUCAUGUACGACGCUGUCCAUUUAUUCGCGAAGGCACUACACGACCUUGAUACAUCCCAACAAAUCGAUGUUCGACCAUUAUCUUGCGAGGCGGAGGACACGUGGCCUCACGGAUACAGUCUCAUCAAUUAUAUGAAAAUUGUGGAAAUGAAAGGUUUGACCGGAGUUAUAAAGUUCGACCAUCAAGGUUUUCGCAGUGACUUUACCCUUGACAUAAUAGAGCUCACCCGAGAUGGCCUACAAAGGGCCGGCGUGUGGAACUCAUCAGAAGGUGUAAACUAUACGAGGUCUUACGGAGAUAACCAGAAACAGAUCGUAGAAAUUUUACAGAACAAAACGCUUGUAGUGACUACAAUUCUGAGCGCUCCAUACUGCAUGAGGAAGGAAGCGAGCGAAAAACUGACCGGCAACGCGCAGUUCGAAGGGUACGCCAUCGAUCUUAUUCACGAGAUAUCCAAAGUUCUCGGCUUCAAUUACACAUUCAAACUCGCCCCUGACGGUCGAUACGGGUCACAUAACCGGGAGACCAAGGAGUGGGAUGGGAUGAUACGGGAACUGUUGGAACAACGAGCCGAUUUGGCGAUUGCCGAUCUCACUAUAACGUACGACAGAGAGCAAGUAGUAGACUUCACGAUGCCCUUCAUGAACCUCGGAAUAUCGGUCCUGUACCGCAAGCCGAUAAAGCAGCCACCGAACCUCUUUUCCUUCCUAUCGCCACUAUCACUAGACGUCUGGAUAUACAUGGCUACUGCGUAUUUAGGAGUCUCCGUUCUCCUCUUUAUACUGGCAAGGUUUACCCCGUACGAAUGGCACCAAUCUCGCACGGCAGACGGCGAAAAAAUGGAGAAUAUAUUUUCACUAGCAAAUUGUUUAUGGUUUGCGAUCGGAUCGCUCAUGCAACAGAGCUGUGACUUUUUGCCCAAGUUCAGCCCGUACGAGUGGGACAGUCCCCGGAACUGUGUUGACGAGCCGCCGGUGUUGGAGAAUCAGUUCACACUGUUGAACUCGCUAUGGUUCACCAUUGGAUCUUUGAUGCAGCAAGGUUCGGAUAUCGCACCGAAAGCCGUAUCAACACGGAUGGUAGCAGGGAUGUGGUGGUUCUUUACGUUAAUUAUGAUAUCAUCAUACACUGCAAACUUAGCCGCUUUUCUAACCGUUGAGCGAAUGGACUCUCCGAUCGAAAGUGCUGAAGAUCUAGCGAAACAAACUAAAAUUAAGUAUGGUGCUUUGAAAGGUGGAUCUACAGCGGCCUUUUUCCGUGACUCAAACUUCUCAACGUACCAAAGAAUGUGGUCAUUUAUGGAAUCGGCCAGACCCUCGGUGUUUACGAGCAGCAAUAAGGAGGGUGAAGAAAGAGUUAUGAGAGGAAAGGGAGCAUAUGCGUAUCUUAUGGAGUCGACUACGAUUGAAUAUGUUGUUGAGAGAAACUGCGAUUUGACACAAGUUGGUGGAAUGCUGGAUUCUAAGGGAUAUGGAAUAGCUAUGCCCCCAAAUUCACCAUACCGUACCGCUAUAAGUGGUGCUGUUUUAAAGCUGCAAGAAGAAGGGAAACUGCACAUAUUGAAGACAAAGUGGUGGAAAGAGAAGCGUGGAGGCGGCUCAUGCCGAGAUGAAACAUCAAAAUCAUCAUCAACAGCUAAUGAGUUGGGCUUGGCUAACGUCGGUGGAGUAUUUGUUGUGCUCAUGGGCGGAAUGGGCGUAGCGUGUGUAAUUGCCGUCUGUGAGUUUGUCUGGAAGUCGCGAAAAGUAGCGGUCGAUGAAAGAGCGUCACUGUGCUCAGAGAUGGCGUCCGAACUGCGGUCUGCUUUGAAGUGCCCGAGUGGGGGAAGUGGUGGGGGUAGCGGGCCACGUGAAGGUGCAGAUUCCCCCUACUUGCACUAUGGAUUCAGUACUAAGAGCCAGCUGCACUAG
Molecule: messenger RNA, 2808 nt
Organism: Leptosia nina
Lineage: Eukaryota; Metazoa; Arthropoda; Insecta; Lepidoptera; Pieridae
Source: the annotation of a GenBank genome assembly